AUGCACAAAUGCCAUGCCACGGGCUCCGCGGCAGGAGGGGCCGCACACGCAGGGCCGCUCCGGGGGUCGGCUGCGGGCGCUCCUCCCGCGGUGGCGGUGCGGCCCAGAGGGCGCGAGCUCUGUCUGGCCUCGGAGGCGCCCGCGGGCGGAGCCGAGCAGCAGCGAUCGCGGGGCUCAAAUAUAUACAUAUAUGGGAGAUCCCGGGCCCCGGGCCCCGGGCCGGAACCCCCCUUGUAUAUAGGGUGCGGCCCUCUCCCGGGGCGCCCUUCCGGCGGCCCCCGCGCGUUCCAGCCCGCCCAAGAGGGCUCCAGCCCAAGAGGCCCCCAAGAUCGACCCGAGGAAGCCAGAUUGAUUUUGUCUCAGGCUGGCAGCCACGUCUGCCGGCGUGCCCUGCACCACCCUCCGUUGCAGGUGUUCAUCCCAGGUAAAGUCCUGGGUUCAGAAUGCGUCGAGGUUCAGUUUCAUUGCUGGCGUUCGAAUGUUCAGAAAGGGAAUUGGUCGGCGCCUCAGUAUGUGUGCCGUUCGCGCCAAGGCGCGUCAGGCUGCAAUGCUGGCUUGCAGGUGACGUCCGCCUGCGGUCAGCCCAGUGAAUUCGAUGUAUUUCUUUACUUUCAACUUGCUUGCGGCAGCUGCUCUCGCACCUGCACUCGCGAAGCAUUGCCGCGCGGCAUGCCUUGGAUGUCUGACCUGAGCCUGCCUCUGCCCUCCGCCUGUACGGCUGCCCCGCAGCCACUGCUAGAGUGUGGCCUCGCAGCAUGCGGCAUGAGCGUACCGACUGCUCGAAGCACGACAGGCCAGAUGCGUACGUGUGGCGGUUGUGGGCGGGACGUUCCGUCAGUCCUCUCGGUCCUUUCUUUUUCCUAUCCAGUCAUCAGGGAGGAGGAGUUGGCCGGUGCCAGCGAGGACCUCGGCCCCUUGCAGCCGAGCUUCUCCUGCCCACCUCCCGGACCCCUGGGGCCUCCUGCGCACCUGCGCACGGCCUGGGGUGCGGCGAGGCGGGGCGGCCGCCGCGGGUGGGGCUCGCCACCGCUGUGGAACGAUGGUGGGCGGUGCCCGACCUCGCGCCCCUUGCACGAUCCGACGUCGUGGCGCCAGCCCGGGCACAGUCCUGGUGCCAGGUCACUCGGUGCUGGCUUGAAGUCGGGCCUGUCCCUCUACAAGCGGAAAAUUCAAAAAUAG
Molecule: messenger RNA, 1179 nt
Organism: Prorocentrum cordatum
Lineage: Eukaryota; Dinophyceae; Prorocentrales; Prorocentraceae
Source: the annotation of a GenBank genome assembly